UUAACCAAACCCUUCAGCAAGCCAAAAAUCCCUAACCGUUUCCCUCGAGCCUCUUUCUCGUCCACACGCCGCGGCCGCCGCCGCCGCCUGGCCAGGAUGAAUCCCCAUCCUUUGGUGGAUGCAAUCCGCGAGAAAGUAGUCGCCUACAAUGAGACGCUGAGAGCUCACCGCGAAAAAAGUUCCGGUGACCAUGAACUUUCGAUAGCAAAGGAAGUGAGGGAGAUGGAGAAAGAAAUUGAAGCUCGCCGCCGCCGUAUCCAUCCUGUUACAUUUCCGGAGUCGGACGCGGAUGAGGUUAAUCGCAGGAUAAACCAGAUGUUGAACAGAGAUAUGGUUACCCCGGCUUUCGGAGACCUUUUCGUGGAGGACCCUGAGACAAUCAUUUCUCGGCUCGAAAAUAUCACGGGAGGACUAAGUCAGCUCAUUAUGUUCAGUCGGGAGCAACUCAACCCUGGUGACUUGGACUUCGACGUUGAUUCGGUGGUAGCUCGUUGCUAUCUUUGGCUGGAUGAUGCGUAUGCGGCGGGUCUCCGAGCAUUUGUGGAUCCGAUAACUAAUCUCAAGAACAGCUACGCCACUGAAAAUGCACAGGGAUUGUUGGAUGAGCUUGAGGCGCUGGGUGUAGAAAUGCAAGAGGAGAUUGUAGCGAUAGGCCAGCUUGCCGGGCUUCCGUGGCGAUUGGGGGAGUAGAAUUGCAAGUAGAGAUUGUAGCAUUAGGCCAGCUUGAGGGCUACCGUGGACAUGGCGGCGUCUGACAUCUGUUGGUUAAGUCUAUUUUAUAUGCUGGAUUUGAUAUGUAUGGGUACAAUCAAUGAUAGGAUUAAGUUGGUUAAAUCUAUUUUAUUUCCAACUUUUUGAGCUUUUCUUGAUGUUUCCAUGUGCCAUGUUUUACUUCCCUACACAGAGUACUAUCUUUGCGUUGGGCCUGAAGCUCUGUUUCUUCUGUCAUGGUUAGCACAUUUGUAUGUAGGAAUUCUCUUGUUGUGGGUGGCAUCAUCGUCUUGUUCAAACCACCUGCUUUCCAUGGUAAUACUAUAUAUAUGGUGGCGUCUUCGGUGC
Linum tenue is the source of this 1059-nucleotide messenger RNA. NCBI's taxonomy places the organism in Eukaryota, Viridiplantae, Streptophyta, Magnoliopsida, Malpighiales, Linaceae. The record is from the annotation of a GenBank genome assembly.